GUGGCCCCAACAUCUACACCCGUGAUGCCGCCAACACAGACGCCUGUGGCACCAACGCCGGCACCGACCCCUUUUUCUCCAACGCCAAACCCGGUGUGGCCCCAACACCUACCCCUGUGAUGCCGCUAACACCGACGCCGGAAUCGACCCCUGUCUCUCCACCUCCAAGUCCGGUGGCCCCAACACCGACCCCCAUGUUGUUCCGACGCCAGCACCAACCCCUGUCUCUCCAACGCCAACCCUGGUGAACCCCAACACCGGCCCCUGUGAUGCCGCCAACACCAACAUCGGUGACUCCGAUGCCAGCACCGACCCCCGUUUCUCCAACGCCAACCCCGGUGGCCCCAACACCGACUCCUAUGAUGCCGCCACCACCGACCCCUAUGACUCCGAUGCCAGCACCAACCCCUGUCUCUCCAACGCCAAUCCUGGUGGCCCCAACAGCGACCCCCGUGAUGUCGCCAGCCCCCACCCCUGUGACUCCGACGCCACCCCCAGCCACGGUCCCAGCGCCGGCUACAUCGACCUGCAAGUGCCCCGUGGACACACUAAAGCUGCUUGCGUGCGUGGACGUGUUCAAUGGGCUGUUGCACGCGGUGAUCGGCAGUAGCGCCAGCAAUACAUGCUGCCCGCUGCUGUCUGGCGUUGCCGACCUCGACGCUGCUCUCUGCAUUUGCACCACCAUUAAGGUCAAGGCCCUCAACAUCAACCUAUUGCUGCCCAUCGCCAUCGAGGUGCUCGUCAACCAGUCCGGCAAGAGAGUGCCGAAAGACUUCCGCUGCCCUACAACCCCUGUCUCUCCAACGCCAACCCCGGUGGCCCCAACACCGGCCCCUGUGAUGCCGCCAACACCAACAUCGGCGACUCCGAUGCCAGCACCGACCCCCGUUUCUCCAACGCCAACCCCGGUGGCCCCAACACCGACUCCUAUGAUGCCGCCACCACCGACCCCUGUGACUCCGAUGCCAGCACCAACCCCUGUCUCUCCAACGCCAAUCCCGGUGGCCCCAAUAUCGACCCCCGUGAUGCCGCCAGCACCCACCCCUGUGACUCCGACGCCACCCCCAGCCCCGGCCGCAGCGCCGGCUACAUCGACCGGCAAGUGCCCCGUGGACACACUAAAGCUGCGUGCGUGCGUGGACGUGCUCAAUGGGCUGUUGCACACGGUGAUCGGCAGUAGCGCCAGCAAUACAUGCUGCCCGCUGCUGUCCGGCGUUGCCGACCUCGACGCUGCUCUCUGCCUUUGCACCACCAUCAAGGUCAAGGCCCUCAACAUCAACCUCAUGCUGCCCAUCGCCAUCGAGGUGCUCGUCAACCAGUGCGGCAAGAGAGUGCCGAAAGACUUCCGCUGCCCUAAUUAAGCUCCAUCGAUUACUAUAUGUACUAUCAUUAUCACCUGCAUAUGAAUGAGAUACAUGCAUUAAAUUCUCUUGUGUGGUCACACAGGUGACAUAUCGAAGUGUAAUAAUCUAUAUGUACAUGGAUUUGCAGCUCUGACUCGCUACUUGUGACGGGGAGCUGUGGAGCAUGCAUACAUUGUCUUUGUGUAACAGCGUAUCAUAUAGUAACCGGAUAACAUGUUACCAAUUGUGGUCUUCCAUCGGUUUUGUAGUGUGUGUUUUCUUGUUGAAAAACUAUGAAUAAAAUGUCCGUACUGUGUAAAAGAAGUUUUCACAUCCACUUGUAACCCAUACCAACAUACUUGUUGAACCAUACGCUUUACAGGAUGCGGA
Messenger RNA from Aegilops tauschii subsp. strangulata, 1733 nucleotides. The record is from RefSeq and is a predicted model, not a curated record. Lineage: Eukaryota; Viridiplantae; Streptophyta; Magnoliopsida; Poales; Poaceae.